Messenger RNA from Patella vulgata (common limpet), 1519 nucleotides. Its product is annotated as adhesive plaque matrix protein 2. The transcript has 10 exons. Gene Ontology annotation, biological process: heterophilic cell-cell adhesion; establishment or maintenance of epithelial cell apical/basal polarity. Gene Ontology annotation, cellular component: plasma membrane; protein-containing complex. The record is from RefSeq and is a predicted model, not a curated record. Gene Ontology annotation, molecular function: calcium ion binding. NCBI's taxonomy places the organism in Eukaryota, Metazoa, Mollusca, Gastropoda, Patellidae. Bases 463 to 1383 code for a protein of 306 amino acids.
AUAAUUUCAGCCAAUACGUUCAUUAUGAACAAAUCAAGCCUACGGGAUGUAGGCUUAUUUAACACCAGAUUAACAUAAGAAUUCACCCAUUACAUCUGAAUUCAAUCUUUAAAUUAAGAUGCAGCCUUGUUCGACACCAGAUUAACAUAAGAAUUCACCCAUAACAUCUGAAUUAAAUCUUUACAUUAACGUAAAUACUUUGUAACAUUGUUUUCACGUGGCCAUGUAAUAAUGCUCUAACAAUGUAUCGAUUAAUUCCGACAGAGGCGCACAUGAAAUCGAUAAAAUUCAAAUAUAAUCGACCUCCUUUAUAGUUACUAGUAUAUUUUUACACAAGACGAGGUGGCCCGGUUCAUAUUCACUAUUACUUUACCGGACCCAGCGUGGGCUGCCCCAUUUUUUAACGCAAGACGAUCAUGAUUCAGGAAAUUUAAUCUAUCAUGCGUGUAUUUAUAAAUCUCAAUGGGUCUCAUAUCAUCACCAGUACUUGUUUCAUUCAUUAUUGUACUUAAUUCCCUGGUAAUUUCUAACUCGUUAAGAAAUAUCCAUAUUACAUUAUGCCAUACUUAUGCCAAAGUAAUGCGUGUUACUUGGUUGAUUGCGUUGAUCUUGACCACUGUCGUGACUAUCUCUGGACAAAGGAGCGGGUGGCCUUGGGCACGAUAUGGAGGGAUGCGAAAUCCAAGAUGCAUCAGUUGUUCAGAGGUAAAAGAGGCUUAUCUGUGUGAAUCCUGCUGCAAAAGGUCAGCCUGUACUCCAAAUCCAUGUAAACAUAAUGGUGCCUGCUCAAUAGUUGAUAACGGUUACAGCUGUAGUUGUACUCCUGGGUAUCUAGGAGAACACUGUGAUGUGAAUGUGUGUCUACCUAACCCAUGUAAAAAUAAUGGUACUUGUUCACCAGUUGAUAAGGGUUACAGCUGUAAUUGUGUUACAGGAUAUUUAGGAGAAAACUGUGACGUGAGAGAAUGUAACGUGACAGAGUGUAGGGGUACGUGUAUCAUACAAAGAUGUAAAAGCGAUGCUAACAAUUGUAGUGGUAAAAUCUGUAGUGGUUUCAACGAAGUGUGCAUUGAUGAUAACUGUGUAAACCGCGGUGGCAAUUGUGGGACUAUAGAUGGCAUAUAUAACGCUUGUGGUUUUAAAGGUGAAUCAUGUGGUGGGGAUGGUGAAUUCUGUAGCGGUAUUGAUAAAUGUGUAAAUGACACGUGUCGACCUAGAAAUGCAUGUAAGAAUGGUGAUUGCUUCUACAAUAGUGUUUUUGGCAUUUGUUCGGGUGGUGCUUGUCUCGUCACGUGUGUGGAAGACAAGGAUUGUCGUGGGAACCCAUGUAUUGGUGGAUACUGUGCAUUUGUUAAAUGUGGAGAAUCAUAUUGUGCUUUGUAAUCAAUCUAGUUUAUGUUGUUCAGAGACCAACUAUUAUUAUAUUAAAAUAUGUACUUCCUGAAAACAACGAGAUACUAACAAGUACAAGAUAUCAAAAUAUAACCUACAUCACAAAAUAAACAGACUUUAUGUUUGA